Molecule: messenger RNA, 802 nt
Organism: Centruroides sculpturatus (bark scorpion)
Lineage: Eukaryota; Metazoa; Arthropoda; Arachnida; Scorpiones; Buthidae
Product: protein Smaug homolog 1-like
Exons: 3
Coding region: 197-751 (184 amino acids)
Biological process (GO): nuclear-transcribed mRNA poly(A) tail shortening
Cellular component (GO): P-body
Molecular function (GO): translation repressor activity; mRNA binding
Source: RefSeq, a predicted model, not a curated record
AUAAUUUCGGUAAUCCGGCAUAAACUGUUGUGUCUUCGUCGCCAUUAGAGAUUUGAUCUCAAAAUAAAAUGGUGUCCUGUUUUGAGUUAUUCGAUUGUGUUAAGGUAUGCAUGUUUUCGAAGUGGAGUUAAUGAGCCAGUCAAUGCCUUUGUUAAGUAAUCAUUUGUUGAGUUGUAAUGUUUAAGUGUGCUUCAAAAUGCAGUUGCUGUCUGGGCUAUGGUUGCCCUUUAACUUAAAAGGGGACAUAAUGAAAUCAACUCUAAUGUUUCGGGAUCAAGUUAACACCAUUACUGCAUGGUUUGAUCAGUGGAAUGAAUGUGAACGAACAGUGGCACUCUAUUCCCUAUUGAAGAAGCUAGAUUCUACACAUGCUCGAUUUUUAUCCUUAGUUUUGCAACAAAAUCUUGCAUUAUGUAUGGAUUUGAAAGUUCAAGAACAACAAGCUAAUGAUCCAGCAUUUAUCAAUAGUCUGUGCAAUGAAACCAAAGAAAAUGCUGUUGUCCAAUUGUUAUCUCAUCUUCCAUUAUUACGACCAGGAAAUAAUGAAGCAAAAUUGCAGUAUCUUAGUUUGAUACCAAAGAUACUAUCACAUUCAAUUGAAAACUGUGUUCACAUUGAGGAGAGUCGUCAGUUAUUGUCUUAUUCUCUCAUUCAUCCAGCCAUAUCUAAUGAUGAUAGACGUUCUCUCACACUUUGGUUGCGUCAUCUUGAAGAACGCAUGAGUAACUAUGGUCCCAUUAACGGUAAGUGAACAAACCCAAUGUAAAUUAUUUAUUCAUUGUGAUAUUUGGCAUUUAUUUUC